Molecule: messenger RNA, 3161 nt
Organism: Esox lucius (northern pike)
Lineage: Eukaryota; Metazoa; Chordata; Actinopteri; Esociformes; Esocidae
Gene: rad54b
Product: RAD54 homolog B
Exons: 15
Coding region: 86-2878 (930 amino acids)
Biological process (GO): reciprocal meiotic recombination; double-strand break repair via homologous recombination
Cellular component (GO): nucleus
Molecular function (GO): DNA translocase activity; ATP binding; ATP-dependent chromatin remodeler activity
Source: RefSeq, a predicted model, not a curated record
AUUCAUUCGUCUCUGAAGAUGAUGUUGAUGUUUUGUAACCAUUUAGAACUGUAAAGAAGGGUCUUGACUUUAUUUGCUGAACACGAUGCGUCGCUCGGGGGCCCCUAGUCAGCUCUUUGGUAACAUGGCCAAGAAGCCCCGGUUUGUCCCUCCUGGAGCUUCUUUGACUGGUCCUCCUGAUGUCAAUAUCCUGCCUGAAAAGGAGCUACUGGUCCCGACACUGGCCCUGGGGAAUGUACUGAACAAGGUCCAGAAGAGCCUUUCAAAUCCAUCCCCUGCACUGCCUCCUGCCCUACCCGUAAAGCCUUUCAGCUUGGCUAAUAGCCCCCCAGUGCCAGGCCCGUCCAGAGCUCUAGCCAGGGUGCUGAGUGCAGACAGUAAGGAGAAUGGGACAGAGCCUGAAAACCCCACAGAGGAGACCACUGACGACCAAGCUGGUUUCCGAUGCCGCCCCCAGAGCCUGGGGGGGGGGUGUGGUCCCGCUGGUGUCACCCCGGUGUCAGUUAGUGUUCCCGGCGGGCCGCGGUUCUUCAGUGUGGUGUGGUGUAAGGCCAGCGGGAGGAAACACAAGCGCUGGGAGGGAGAUGCCGUCCUGGUGACAAGAGGACGUUGCGCCACACUCAAAGAUUUGGAGGGAAAGGACAUUGGCAAGGGUAGUGGAUAUAAGGUGUCAGAGCUGGCAUCGCUGUGUGAAGGAGAGACGUUGACUAUAGGAGGCAAGCAGGUUGAGGUGAUGGGACUGAUAUCAGAGCAGGACUACAAUAAGGGCCGCUGUUUCGUUGAUGUCAAUGCGGAGAGGGAGGAGCCUAAGAUAUCAGCUCCACCUCCUUCUCGACGACCGUCUUCCAAACCGUUCUGCCGUCCGACGCUGUUGGGAGGAGGAACCACGUCUCCGGAAAAGCAGCAAUGCAAACCACGUCAUGACCCCCAAGCUCCAGGAGCCCUGGUCAUGCCCCGGCCCUCAGCCAAUCACCAGUGGGUGUAUAAUAAGGCAGGCCUCCCAGUAGUGGACGUGGUGGUUGACCCCUACUUGACUGCUCACCUCCGACCCCACCAGAGAGAAGGCCUGCUCUUCCUCUACGAAUGUGUCAUGGGGAUGAGGGCUACUUGCAGGUACGGCGCUAUCUUGGCAGAUGAGAUGGGUCUGGGUAAGACACUCCAGAGUGUGGCAUUGACGUGGACGCUGCUAAAGCAGGGGCUGUAUGGAGGGAAACCGGUUGCUAAGCGUGUGCUGGUGGUUGCUCCCGGCAGUCUGGUGCAGAACUGGGGCGCUGAGUUUAAGAAAUGGCUCGGCAGGGAGAGGAUCAGCAUCUACACUGUUGACCAGGACCACCGGGUGGAGCUGUUUGCGUCCUCUCCUGUCUACAGUGUGUUGGUGAUCAGCUAUGAGAUGCUGCUGCGUUCUCUGGAAGUGGUGCAGAGGCUGGAGUUUGGGCUGGUGAUUUGUGAUGAGGGUCACAGACUGAAGAACAGCAGCAUCAAGACCUCCUCUGCCAUUAGUGGUCUCAGCUGUAUGCGGAGAGUUAUACUAACCGGUACUCCAGUGCAGAAUGACCUGCAGGAGUUCUAUGCCAUCAUAGAGUUUGUGAACCCGGGGAUUCUGGGAUCGUCUGCUGCCUACAGGAAGGUGUACGAGGAGCCCAUCCUCCGGUCCCGACAGCCCACGUGCACUGAGGAGGAGAGGGUUUUGGGGGAGGAGCGAGCAGCUGAGCUCUCUCGUCUGACUGGUCUGUUCAUUCUGAGGCGGACCCAAGAAGUCAUCAACCGCUACCUGCCGCCUCGUCUGGAUUGGACGCUGUUCUGUGGCCCCUCUCCCCUGCAGCGGGGGCUGUACCAGGCUCUCCUCUCCCACCGUGUCGUCCGAGCCUGCCUGCAGGGUCCCGCCCAGACUCACACGUCCCUCGCCUGCAUCACCGCCCUGAAGAAGCUCUGCAACCACCCGGGACUCAUCUACUCUGCUAUACAGGAGCGUUCAGACAGGAGCUCAGCGGAGGGUUCCCUGUAUGACGGGCUGGGGAGUGCCUUCCCAGGGUCCUACUCUUCUGGAGGCUUCAGUACCACUGACUCAGGGAAACUGCUAGUCCUGUCAGACCUACUGGCUGCUAUACAUCACCUCAGCCCUGCUGACAGGGUGGUGGUGGUGUCUAACUACACCCAGACGUUAGACCUCCUCCAGGACAUGUGUGUCCAGCGGGCAUACACCUACUGCCGUCUGGACGGCCACACCCCCACCAUCCAGAGGCAGCGGUUGGUGGACAACUUCAACAGCCCUCACUCCACCCACUUUGUCUUCCUCUUGAGUUCUAAAGCCGGAGGGGUGGGGCUUAAUCUGAUUGGCGCAUGCCACCUUGUGCUCUAUGACAUUGACUGGAACCCUGCUAACGAUAUACAGGCAAUGGCGCGAGUGUGGAGAGACGGACAGAAGAAGACUGUCCACAUCUACCGCCUGCUAACGGCCGGCACCAUAGAAGAGCGGAUCUUCCAGAGACAGGUGUCCAAACAGGGCCUUUCUGGGACGGUGGUGGACCUGGGGAAAGGGGCGGAGCACACCAGCUUCUCCUCGGAUGAUUUGCGCGACCUCUUCAGCCUGUCGGACACGCCCUGUCUGACCCAUGACCUGCUACGCUGCUGCUGCAGUAUGGAUGGGUCGGCGCCAGAAGUAGAAGAAGGUGACGAUCCUGCAUCUGAUAGGCCAUGUCAGCUGGGUCGUCAUGGUGACCGUGGCGGGGCGGGGCAGAAGCAUCUCAGCAUGUCAGAACUGAUGCAGUGGAGACAUUUUGCAGGGGACACAGUCACCUUCAGAGAUGCUUACCUGGAUAAUGCACGAAACAAUGUCUCCUUCGCCUUCCAGUCCACUAUCACACACACUCCUCAAUAACACACACACACUGCACAAAUGAGAAAGAAGUCCUUCCAGUCCACUAUCACACACACUCCUCAAUAACACACACACACUGCACAAAUGAGAAAGAAGUCCUUCCAGUCCACUAUCACACACACUUCUCAAUAACACACACACACUUCACAAAUGAGAAAGAAGUCCUUCCUGGCCAUCAGUGGACUGUAUGUUAUUCUUUCUUUCUGAACCAUUUUUACUGUUUGAUGAAAGAGUGUAAAAUUGUUUAUCAAAUAUUUCUGAACCAUUUUUACUGUUUGAUGAA